AUGGCUCCACCAAAAAAGAAAAAUAAGAGGGAUGUGGUAGAUCCCACAUGGAACCACUGUGUACGUGCUACUGAGCUAACAGAUCCUAAGGCUGUUGAUAACACUAGACUAAAACUAGUGUGCAAUUAUUGUGGUAAGACAUUGUCUGGUGGUGUGAGUAGAAUGAAGCACCACUUAGCUCGUAUCCAUCAUAAUGCAAAACCUUGUGAAAAAGUUCUAGAAGAUGUUACAAAUAUGUUUCUAAAAAUAUUGAAAGAGUUGAAACAAAGAAAUUGCAUUGAGCAAGGUGAUGUGGAUGUGGAUUGCUUUGAUGAGGUGGAAAAUGUGAUAUCUAAAAGAGGAAGUAUGGAUCAAUAUGUGAGCAAAACAAAGGCGAAACAAGUCACUUUGCCUUCUAUGUUGAAGAAUCAAACAAAACCAUGUGUUGACAUAUGUAGAAUGACAUAUGGAGAGGCUUUGCCCUUUAGCUUGGUUAAGAGUUCAUGGUUUCACAACACCAUACAAUCAAUCGGGAAAUAUGGCAAGGGCUUGAAACCUCCUUCAUAUCAUGCAGUUAGAGUCACAUUCUUGAAGAAAGAGGUUGAUAAUGUGCAUUCAACCUUAGAGAAGUACAAAAGUGAGUGGAAGAAAGUAGGUUGUUCGUUGAUGUCAGAUGGAUGGCAAGAUGGGUGUGGAUGUUCUAUCACUAAUUUUCUUGUUAAUAGUCCAAAGGGGACUGUUUUCCUAAAAUCAUUGGAUACCUCCUCAAUUAUCAAGAAUGGUGUUGCUUUGUUUGAGUUACUUGAUACUUUUGUUGAGGAAAUUGGUGAAGAAAAUGUAAUACAAGUAGUCACCGAUAGUGCAUCCGCUUUUGUCCUUGCCGGUGAGUUGCUAAAGGACAAGAGGAAAAAACUUCUUUGGUCUCCAUGUGCGGCUCAUUGCAUUGGUAGGAUACUAAAGCAUACAAAGAAUCAUAACUUAGCAAGGCCUGCCGUGACAAGGUUUGCCACCGCUUACCUCACUUUGAAAAGUAUCUUGACUCAAAGAAAUGGGCUUAGAGCCAUGUUUACUUCUUCGGCUUGGUGUAAGAGUUCUUAUGCCAAGACUCGUAAUGGGUUAGAUGUCCAACAAAUAGUGUUGGAUGCAAAGUUUUGGAAUGCAAUUAGGUAUUGCUUGAAGGGUGUACUUCCUUUGGUUAAAGUCCUAAGACUAGUUGAUGGUGAUGCAAAGCCCGCCAUGGGUUAUAUUUAUGAAGCCAUGGAUAGGGCAAAGGAACAAAUUGAGAAAAAUUUCAACAAAGUGAAAAAAAGAUAUGCUGCGAUUUGA
Rhododendron vialii is the source of this 1305-nucleotide messenger RNA. RefSeq lists its product as uncharacterized. Gene Ontology annotation, molecular function: DNA binding. Bases 1 to 1305 code for a protein of 434 amino acids. NCBI's taxonomy places the organism in Eukaryota, Viridiplantae, Streptophyta, Magnoliopsida, Ericales, Ericaceae. The transcript is spliced from 2 exons. The record is from RefSeq and is a predicted model, not a curated record.